Molecule: messenger RNA, 897 nt
Organism: Aspergillus mulundensis
Lineage: Eukaryota; Fungi; Ascomycota; Eurotiomycetes; Eurotiales; Aspergillaceae
Exons: 2
Coding region: 1-897 (298 amino acids)
Cellular component (GO): cytoplasm
Source: RefSeq, a predicted model, not a curated record
AUGACCGACCCCACGCUUUAUCUCUACACCUCCCUGACUGCGGGAUCCUCUCAUAUCAUCACCGCUACUUCGCGUUUGGAGACCAUUCUCAAAGCCAACAAGAUCCCCUUCCGUGCAAUUGAUGUGGCUACCGAUGAAGCCGCGAGGAAACUCUGGGCACGUCGCUCCAAAGGAAAGAAGUUGCCUGGACUGGUGAAAUACGGGACCGUUGUCGGCGACCUCGAACAAAUUGAAGAAUGGAAUGAAUUCGGCGAGCUGAAGAUGCAAAUCAACGGCGUCGAACCGUUUGACGAUCUUCCCGCCACCGACACUCCUCUCCCUCCCACCCAACCUACCUCGACCUCCGCUUCCACCCCUAAGACCGAAGCCCCAGCCCCCAAGGCAAGCACAAUCAAGAUUCAAGAUCCUCGUGACAAGGAGACUCAGAUGGAUGAUUCCGUCACCAAAGCCCUCCGUCAAGCCGGCGCGGAGGCCGCAGCCAAGGCCAAGGAACCUACCAAGGAACCUACCGCACCAGCACCAGCAGCCGCCGAACCCCAGAUCCCCGCCCCAACCUCCGACGCAGGUCCCAAGGAAGGAAGUGGCCAACAAAGUGUACGUCGCACGUCGGUCGCUCCUGAAAUCGCAGAGUCUGGUUCAAAAAGGCCGCCUUUGGUGCCCGAAUGUGCUGCAGAGUCGUCUGCCAACUUCCAUGCUGAUAACGCUGAAGCUUUAGGGCUGAUCAACCAUCAUCGUAACUCAAACAUCGCUGCUGAGUCAAAGGAGGAGGCCGAGAAGAUGGCCAAGGAGCUGCGGAAGUCUAUUUCUGGGGCCCAUAAUCCUGCUCUGGAGUCUCUGCGCGAGCAAAAAGCGACACUCGCCGCGGAGGCUACGGUCGAAGAUGCCCUAGAGGGGUAG